AUGACUGCAGCGCCGCCGUCCCCACCCGCCGCCCAGAACUACACCCUCCGGGGCCACCCACACCAUCUGCAGCGCCGUCCCCACCCGCCGCCCAGAACUACACCCCUCACGGGCCACCCACACCAUCUGCAGCGCCGCCGUCCCCACCGCCCAGAACUACACCCUCCGGGCCACCCACACCAUCUGCAGCGCCGCCGUCCCCACCCACCGCCCAGAACUACACCCUCCGGAGCCACCCACACCACUCCGCAGCGCCGCUGGUCCCCACCCGCCGCCCAGAACUACACCCUCCGGGGCCACCCCUGCAUCUGCGCCAUAGUCCCCACCCACCGCCCAGAACUACCUCCGGGGCCACCCACACCAUCUGCAGCGCCGCCGUCCCCACCCGCCGCCUGCAGAACCACACCUCCGGAGCCACCCACACCACUCCGCAGCGCCGCCAACUACACCCUCCGGGGCCACUCCACCAUCUGCAGCGCCGCCGUCCCCACCCGUCGCCCAGAACUACACCUCCGCCACCCACACCUGCAGCGCCGCCGUCCCCACCCGCCGCCCAGAACUACACCCUCCGGAGCCACCCACACCAUCUGCAGCGCCGCCGUCCCACCCGCCGCCCAGAACUACACCUCCGGGGCCACUCACACCAACUGCAGCGCCAGCCGUCCCCACCCGCCGCCCAAAACUACACCUCAGGGGCCACCCACACCAUCUGCAGCGCCGCCGUCCCCACCCACCGCCCAGAACUACACCCUCCGGGGCCACCCACCAUCUGCAGCGCCGCCGUCCCCACCCACCGCCCAGAACUACACCCUCCGGGGCCACUCCACCAUCUGCAGCGCCGCCGUCCCCACCCGCCGCCCAGAACUACACCUCGGGGCCACCCACACCAUCUACGCGCCGCCGUCCCCACCCGUCGCCCAGAACCACCCCCCUCCGGGCCACCCACACCACUCCGCAGCCGCCGUCCCCACCCGCCGCCCAGAACUACACCCUCCGGGGCCACCCACACCAUCUGCAGCGCCGCCGUCCCCACCCGUCGCCCAGAACUACACCCUCGGGGCCACCCACACCAUCUGCAGCGCCGUCCCCCACCCGCCGCCCAGACUACACACCUCCGGAGCCACCCACACCAUCUGCAGCGCCGCCGUCCCCACCCGCCGCCCAGAACUACACCCUCCGGCCACUCACACCAACUGCAGCCGUCCCCACCACCGCCAGUCCACCCUCCGGGGCCACCCACACCAUCUGCAGCGCCGUCCCCACCCACCGCCCCUACACCUCCGGGGCCACCCACCAUCUGCAGCGCCGCCGUCCCCACCUGUCGCCCAGAACGCACCCUCCGCCACCCACACCAUCUGCGGUAGCCCGCUGUCCCCACCCACCGCCCAGAACUACACCCUCCGGGGCCACCCACCAUCUGCAGCGCCGCCGUCCCCACCCACCGCCCAGAACUACACCCUCCGGGGCCACCCACACCAUCCCGUAGCGCCGCCGUCCCCUACCCGUCGCCCAGAACUACACCUCCGGGGCCACCACACCACAUCUGCAGCGCCGCCGUCCCCACCCGCCGCCCAGAACUACACCCUCCGGAGCCACCCACACCAUCUGCAGCGCCGCCGUCCCCACCCGCCAUACAGAACUACACCCUCCGGGCCACUCACACCAACCAUCUGCAGCGCCGUCCCCACCCGCCGCCCAGAACUACACCCUCCGGGACCACCCACACCAUCUGCAGCGCCGCCGUCCCCGCCCACCGCCCAGAACCACCCUCCGGGAAUACCCACACCAUCUGCAGCGCCGCCGUCCCCACCCACCGCCCAGAACUACACCUCCCGGGGCCACCCACACCAUCUGCAGCGCCGCCCGCCGUCCCCGCCCCACCGCCCAGAACUACACCUCCGGGGCACCCACACCAUCUGCAGCGCCGCCGUCCCCACCCGUCGCCCACCGCCAGAACUACACCCUCAGGGCCACCUACCAUCUGCAGCGCCACUUCGUCCCCACCCACCGCCCAGAACUACACCACCCUCCGGGCCACCCACACCAUCUGCAGCGCCGCCGUCCCCACCUGCCGCCCAGAACUACACCCUCCGGGGCCACCCACCCAUUCUGCAGCGCCGCCGUCCCCUACCCGUCGCCCAGAACCACACCCUCCGGGCCACUCCACACCAUCUGCAGUGCCGCUGUCCCCACCCGCCGCCCAGGAACUUCACCCUCCUGGGGCCACCCACACCAUCUGCAGCGCCGCCACCGUCCCCACCCGUCGCCCAGAACUACACCUCCGGGCCACCCACACCAUCUGCAGCGCCGCCGUCCCCACCCGCCGCCCAGAACUGCACCCUCCGGAGCCACCCACCAUCUGCAGCGCCGCCGUCCCCACCCGUCCCCACCCAACUGCCGCCGUCCCCACCCACCGCCCAAACUACACCCUCCGGGCCCUCCACCAACUGCAGCCGCCGUCCCCUACCACCGCCCAGACUACACCCUCGGGGCCACCCACUGCAGCGCCGCCGUCCCCACCCACCGCCCAGAACUACACCUCCGGGGCCACCCACACACCCGCCGUCCCCACCCGCCGCCCAGAACUCUGCAGCGCCGCCGUCCCCACCCGCCGCCCAGAACUACACCCUCCGGGCCACUCACACUAACUGCAGCGCCGCCGUCCCCACCCGCCGCCUGCUAGAACUACACCUCCGGGGCCACCCACACCAUCUGCAGCCGCCGUCCCCACCCACCGCCCAGAACCAGUACCCCGGGGCCACCCACACCAUCUGCAGCGCCGCCGUCCCCACCCGCCACUUGAACUACACCCUCCCCACUCACACCAACUGCAGCGCCCACUUAGUCCACCGCCGCCCAGAACUACCACCCACACCAUCUGCAGCCCGCCGUCCCCACCCACCGCCCAGAACUACACCCUCCGGGGCCACCCACACCAUCUGCAGCGCCGCUGUCCCCACCCACCGCCCAGAACUACACCCUCCGGGGCCACCCACACCAUCUGCAGCGCCGCCGUCCCCACCCACCGCCCAGAACUACACCCUCCGGGAGCCACCCACAUCUGCAGCGCCGCCGUCCCCACCCGCCGCCCAGAACUACACCCUCCAGCCACCCACACCAUCUCGCAGCGCCGCCGUCCCCACCCACCGCCCAGAACUACACCCUCCGGAGCCACCCACACCAUCUGCAGCGCCGCCGUCCCCACCCGCCGCCCAGAACUACACCCUCCGGGGCCACCCACACCACCCGCACCAUGCCGUCCAGCGCCGCCGUCCCCUGCCGCCCAGAACUACACCUCCGCCCCCACACCAUCUGCAGCGCUGCCGUCCCCACCUGCUGCCGCCCAGAACUGCACCCUCCGGGGCCACCCACCAUCUGCAGCGCCGCCCCACCCGUCGCCCAGAACUACACCUCCGGGGCCACCCACACCAUCUGCAGCGCCGCCGUCCCCACCCGCCGCCCAGAACUCACCCUCCGGGGCACCCACACCAUCUGCAGCGCCGCUUUACCCCUGCGCCCAGAACUGCACCCUCCGGGACUCCACUAACACCUCCGUCCCCACCGCCAGAACCACCAUCUGCAGCGCCUGCAGUCCCCACCCGCCGCCCAGAACUACACCCUCCGGUUACCCACACCAUCUGCAGCGCCGCCGUCCCCACCCGCCGCCCAUAG
This is a messenger RNA of Homarus americanus (American lobster), 3672 nucleotides long. Its product is annotated as basic proline-rich protein-like. The record is from RefSeq and is a predicted model, not a curated record. The transcript has 3 exons. The coding region runs from base 1 to 3672 and encodes 1223 amino acids. NCBI's taxonomy places the organism in Eukaryota, Metazoa, Arthropoda, Malacostraca, Decapoda, Nephropidae.